AUGACGCGGUUAGACAAUUCCCAGUUUUUGAGCCAACUCAAGGAUCUUGUCUUGAAGAAUCAGGGCAAAUCAUCUGUAUACCUUACUCAGAAACGGUUAUCUACCGAAAAACCACAUGGAGAAUCAUUGUCAACUGAUUUUCCAACAAAUGUCAUUGAUAUGGACAAGCUGUUACCAAGAAACGAACAAAAAUAUCCUAUAUUGAUUCGUGUGAGUAUGAACAGUUCCAAUAAUAGAGAUGGAGAGGGUGGGAAAAAAGUGAAAAUAUCAACAGUAGUAGAAACUGAACAAUUGAAUCAAUUUUGGCAAGAUUAUAUUCAAGUCAUUAAAAUUGGAUUUGUUGGAUUAAAGAAGAAGGAGAAGAAGAGUAAAAGUAAAAAAAAUAAAAUCGGCAAAUAA
Lodderomyces oxycetoniae is the source of this 399-nucleotide messenger RNA. RefSeq names its product RNA-binding signal recognition particle subunit. Gene Ontology annotation, cellular component: signal recognition particle, endoplasmic reticulum targeting. Gene Ontology annotation, molecular function: endoplasmic reticulum signal sequence receptor activity; 7S RNA binding. The coding region runs from base 1 to 399 and encodes 132 amino acids. Gene Ontology annotation, biological process: SRP-dependent cotranslational protein targeting to membrane. The record is from RefSeq and is a predicted model, not a curated record. NCBI's taxonomy places the organism in Eukaryota, Fungi, Ascomycota, Pichiomycetes, Serinales, Debaryomycetaceae. The transcript has a single exon.